GGUCCGCGGAAACCCUAAGCUUUCUUCGGUUGGAGUCCCUGUCGCCACUGCAUCCUUGAUUUUCAGUCAACUCCUCUGCUUUAGAACCCCAUACGGCCCAGGAGGCUUAAUCUGCAAAAGGAAGAAACAUGGGGAUUGAGGAGGAUAAACUCCCUAGUUCUGUUCAUGCCAUUGUUUUCAAAGACUCAGAUUCUCUUGAAGGGAAGAGUAUUAAGAUUGAGGGGUAUGAUUUUAAUGAAGGUGUUAAUUAUUCCAAGCUGCUCAAGUCCUUUGUCUCCACUGGGUUUCAGGCCUCUAACCUAGGAGACGCCAUUGGAGUUGUCAAUCAGAUGCUAGAUUGGAGGCUUGUUGAUGAGAACAUUACCGAGGAUUGUAGCGAGGAGGAGAGAGAUCCUACAUUUAGGGAGUCUGUGAGAUGCAAAGUCUUUUUGGGUUUUACGUCAAAUCUUAUUUCAUCUGGUUUACGGGACAUUAUUCGCUAUCUGACUGAGCAUCACAUGGUUGAUGUAGUAGUUACUACAGCUGGUGGUAUAGAAGAGGAUCUGAUAAAAUGCCUUGCUCAUACAUAUAAAGGUGAUUUUUCACUACCUGGAGCUUAUUUGCGUGCAAAAGGGUUGAACCGCAUUGGUAACUUGUUGGUUCCUAAUGAAAACUACUGCAAAUUUGAGGAAUGGAUCAUUCCAAUUUUUGAUAAGAUGUUGAAAGAACAGCGCGAAGAGAAUAUUUUGUGGACUCCAUCAAAAGUCAUUGCUCGCUUGGGAAAAGAAAUAAAUAAUGAGAGGUCAUAUCUAUACUGGGCAUACAAGAAUAAUAUUCCUGUCUUCUGCCCUGGCAUAACGGAUGGCUCAUUAGGGGAUAUGCUGUAUUUUCAUUCAUAUCACAACCCGGGUCUGAUAAUAGAUGUAGUGCAAGAUAUCAGGGCCAUAAAUAGUGAAGCUGUCCACGCAAGUCCUAGGAAAACAGGAGUAAUAAUUCUAGGAGGUGGCCUGCCAAAGCAUCAUAUUUGCAAUGCCAAUAUGAUGCGGAAUGGUGCAGAUUAUGCAGUGUACAUCAACACUGCCCAGGAGUUUGAUGGGAGUGAUUCUGGAGCUCAUCCUGAUGAGGCUGUGUCAUGGGGGAAAAUACGAGGUUCUGCUAAAACUGUUAAGGUACACUGCGAUGCAACGAUUGCUUUCCCUCUGCUUGUUGCCGAAACAUUUGCGUCAAGGAGGGAGGCAUUCGAGAAGGCUAAUUCUUAGUUAAUACAAUAUUCGGAAAACCGCAAAUACUUUCAAUUCUAUGUUGUUACUCAUUUAUGCUGAUCAAACUAUUACCGUACUAAAUUGUUUAGCAACUAUUGGCAAAGGUUGUGGCCACACUUAGAAGUGUGAAGGCCAGACAACUUUCUGUAUGUUAUCUUUUAAAAUGUUGAUUUAGUUUUAAUUGCUCUUAUAAACGAGUAAUAACUGU
This is a messenger RNA of Rubroshorea leprosula, 1449 nucleotides long. The record is from the annotation of a GenBank genome assembly. NCBI's taxonomy places the organism in Eukaryota, Viridiplantae, Streptophyta, Magnoliopsida, Malvales, Dipterocarpaceae.